Messenger RNA from Melitaea cinxia (Glanville fritillary), 626 nucleotides. Its product is annotated as putative thiosulfate sulfurtransferase, mitochondrial. Gene Ontology annotation, cellular component: mitochondrion. Gene Ontology annotation, molecular function: thiosulfate-cyanide sulfurtransferase activity. Bases 1 to 522 code for a protein of 173 amino acids. The record is from RefSeq and is a predicted model, not a curated record. Lineage: Eukaryota; Metazoa; Arthropoda; Insecta; Lepidoptera; Nymphalidae. The transcript is spliced from 6 exons.
AUGGGGUGCGUGACGGUAGCCGCUGUAGCGCCACUCGAGGAUGCUCCAUCACUCAGUUGGAAGCAUUGGAAGUGUCAAAUUGUCAUAAAACAUCUUUGGUCACAGAGUACAACUACUCAUCAUGAGGUGUCACAGGCAAUUGCUCUUCGCCGAUUUUAUUCAGAACAAGCUCGUAACGAAGACGUAAUAGUAGAUUACGAUUAUGUUAAAAAUGCUACAAAAAAUAAAAAUAUCCUAGUUAUUGAUGUAAGGGAGCCUAAUGAAGUAAAGGAACAUGGAAAAAUUCCUAACAGUGUUAAUAUUCCAUUGGGUAAUGUGUCUACCGCACUUGGUACAAUGUCUGAAAAAGAAUUUGAAAAAUUGUACAACAUACCUAAACCUACAGAAGAAACUGAAAUUAUAUUUUACUGUAUGAUAGGAAAGAGGUCUGGCAUGGCACAACAAAAUACUAUUAAUCUGGGAUAUAAAAAUGUGAAAAAUUAUCUUGGCAGUUGGUUAGAGUGGGAGAGCAAAACACGUUAGUCAAACUGAAGCAGGAGUUAUGAAAACUAGUCUUCAUUCAUUUUUUGUUACUUAUACAUAUUUUAUUUGAUGUUGGUUUUUAAAUAAAACUAGUUUUUAUUAUA